This is a messenger RNA of Soboliphyme baturini, 803 nucleotides long. Lineage: Eukaryota; Metazoa; Nematoda; Enoplea; Dioctophymatida; Soboliphymatidae. The record is from the annotation of a GenBank genome assembly.
AUGAGGUUACCUUCCGCAGAAUCGCCGAUGGCCAACCAACGGCCGCGUAAUGUAUAUUUGAAGGACAUGCAGGUGACGCCCUGCCGCUCAAUUACCUUAUUACACUUCAGGGAGAGAGCCCGACAAAAGUUCAAAAACAACACUCGCUACGAAUUGAAAAUAAGGACGUGUUCUGCUGUGACCAUUGUCACCGAGAGAGACAGAGAGAGUUACCGGUUUGACCGGUAUCGCGAAGUCUCGCCGUCGCCGUUCGAUGCGCGCUUCCAGUCCGACGUGCGUUAUUCACUCGUCGAUACCUCAGAGAAGAUAUCGAAGCGGAAGAAUGACAGACUGACUCUGUCGAUCGAACUGGGCAGUGUGGAGAAAAUGGAGACGACCGGCACCAGUGAUCCGACAGCGGCGACGGCGAUCUCAACAACCAUCGCAUCUCCUCAGAACUCAAUCAGCCUGACGAUUGGAGGCGACGGCACGAUCACCGGUAGGAAAGAUCGCCAGCGAUCGCAAUCGCGUAUUACGCACAUAUUCCCGAACCCCUUCAAGCCGGUAAGUUCAACCACUGUUCAUGGAUUUCAUACUUUUACCUCUCGAUGCUAUUUGGUGAAGACAAGGGUAUGUCAUUCACUCCAUUUGACCUCCGUCUUCCUUGUCCGUGUAUUGAGAGAGCAUUCGUUAUUUCAUUGCCAACGACGACUAGGCCCGAGUUCCAGACGAAACUCAAAAAAUCUUAGUUUCUAUGCCUACAACCAUUUCAUGGUAAAACUUCAUUGCAGAAUAGUUCUUCCUUUAGCCCAUUGGUACUGAAC